AAAAAAAGCCAGGUAAACAACGCCGCGCUGAGUGGAGACGGUUGCCGGGUAACGGCAGGGACAACAGUAAUGAGAGCAGUGUGCCUAUAGGGAGACACUGACUUCCAUUCCCGGGUUUCAUACAUAACGCAGCGAGCGGGGCCGGGACGCACGGGCAUUCCUCUGCUUACACAGCUUCCCAACAUGAAGGACAUUCCUGAUGAGAACGUUUAUAACCUCAUUCCCAAGGAAGAGGUGACAGUGGCCAAGGCGUCCAGAUAUAUGUCACAAUUCAGGGAGUCUGUGAAAAUUGAGGAGCACAAGAAUAAAGCUGCCCACAAAACCAUGGGCACAGCCAAAGCAGAGGUGCCCUCACCAAAGGAAUACCUUCAGAAACACACCAAGGAAGCAAUGCUGGCACAAAAAAGUGCAUUUUUUGACUCCACAGGGAGACCCCACAGGUGCUUGGCGGAAGAUAAGAAACGCCCCCCAGUACCACUCCGAACAGAGCAGCCAAUCAUGGGAGUGCAGACUAACAAAAGCUUCAUCACAACCAAUGUGGCUGAGGCUGUUAUGGCUGUGCCUAAGAAGCCACAGCCCAUCUAUGUGGACAACAAAAAGGGAGACAAACAUCUGCUGGAAACAUCUGGACUUGUUCCUAAGUACAUCAAGAGGAAGGAUUAUGGUUCCACUCCAGAGUACCUAGUAAAGAGAAAUGAAGAAGUAAGGAAAGCGCAAGAGGAAUAUGAUGCUUACAUAAAACAACGUCUUAAGAUGGGCGCCAUGAAGCAGCUUUCUGAGGAGGAGAGGCAGAGUAUGCUGGAGGGGCUGAAGAAAAACUGGGACGAGCUACACCAUGAAUAUCAACGCUUGUCGGUUGUGAUUGAUACGCCUCCAAAGAAGGCACACAAAGAGAGACUGGAGGCAGAGAUGAGACAACUGGAGAGGGAUAUUGAUGUUUUUGAAAGACACAAGAUCGUCUAUAUUGCAAAUAACUAGGCAGCACUUUGAUUCACUGUGUGCUUACACCAGAAGGAGAGGACCAGUUUCCAUAGCAGAAAAUAGUAAAUUAUAGAUCACUUGUAAAGAUA
Pseudophryne corroboree (corroboree frog) is the source of this 1070-nucleotide messenger RNA. It is a transcript of the gene ENKUR, whose product is annotated as enkurin, TRPC channel interacting protein. Gene Ontology annotation, cellular component: acrosomal vesicle. NCBI's taxonomy places the organism in Eukaryota, Metazoa, Chordata, Amphibia, Anura, Myobatrachidae. The record is from RefSeq and is a predicted model, not a curated record. The transcript has 5 exons. Bases 184 to 978 code for a protein of 264 amino acids. Gene Ontology annotation, molecular function: calmodulin binding.